GACAUAGUCGGUAUUAUCAUCCUUCCCGCUGAUCCGCUUUCUAUAAAUACCCUAUCGCGGUUUACUGGGAUAGGAACAGACCAGAUCAGCAAUCGAUUAGAUUCAUUCCGCUCUGUUUUGAGCAUUCCCGGUGACCGAGAUCAGCCUGUUAGGAUCCUACAUCUAUCAUUUCGGGAUUUUUUGGUCCGGUCUAGCAGCAAAUUUCUUGUGGAUGAGCGAAGAAAGCACAAAGAAAUUGCUCACUGCUGUCUCAAAACCAUGCAGAGUCAUCUACGGAAGGAUAUCUGUAAUCUCGCAAAUCCUAGAGCGCAGAAGGCAGACAACCCCCAGGAUACCCGCCAAUAUCUCCCGCCGGAAUUACAGUACUCUUGUCGCUACUGGAUACACCACCUCAAGCAAAGUCAGGAUCUAUCUUCCGGGAUAGAAGAUGUGCUACUAUUUCUUCAGAAGCAUUUUCUGCACUGGCUGGAGGCGAUGAGUCUACUAGGUCUUAUAUCCGAGGUGGUGGGUAUGCUUGAUCUCCUCCACACGGUUAAACUACGCGACGACAAUCCUGUAAUAUCGGAUUUUCUGCAUGAUGGAACGCGCUUUGUACUGAAAAAUCGCCAGAUAGCCAACGAAGCACCACUUCAGAUUUAUUACGCGGGGUUAGUGUUUACAACUCGAACGACAAUAAUUCGUAGAGAGUUUAAGUCAGAGCUUCCAGGUUGGAUAUGCCAGUUCCCACAAGUUAAUGAAAAAUGGAGUGCAGAAUUGCAGACUCUCGAGGGCCAUUCGAGCUGGGUUCACUCGGUGGCCUUCUCGCCCGACGGCCGGCUGCUGGCGUCCACGGCGACGGGCGGCCUGCAAGAGACUUUGACCACUAAGGGAAUCGUCAACAAACUCGACUUUUCUCAAGACGGUUCAUAUCUAAUCACCAACUUAGGCACCCUCGAUGUUCAAUCCGGCCACAAAUAUCUUGCUUCUAAUUCAACCCAUAAGAAUCGGGCGAUCUUCAUUGAGCAAGGACGGUGGAUAAACAUGAACGGCAAAAAUGUACUCUGGCUUUCUCCUGACUUUCGGCCUACGUGUUCCGCGAUUAAUGGGGAUUCACUUGCCUUAGGACACGAAUCAGGGCGGGUUUCUUUCCUACGAUUUCGUCUAUAG
Molecule: messenger RNA, 1146 nt
Organism: Penicillium diatomitis
Lineage: Eukaryota; Fungi; Ascomycota; Eurotiomycetes; Eurotiales; Aspergillaceae
Product: WD40 repeat domain-containing protein
Exons: 2
Molecular function (GO): protein binding
Source: RefSeq, a predicted model, not a curated record